This is a messenger RNA of Pezoporus occidentalis (night parrot), 451 nucleotides long. Its product is annotated as cell adhesion molecule 4-like. The transcript has 3 exons. Gene Ontology annotation, cellular component: cell-cell contact zone. NCBI's taxonomy places the organism in Eukaryota, Metazoa, Chordata, Aves, Psittaciformes, Psittacidae. Gene Ontology annotation, molecular function: vascular endothelial growth factor receptor 2 binding. The record is from RefSeq and is a predicted model, not a curated record. The annotation marks the transcript as partial. Gene Ontology annotation, biological process: regulation of Rac protein signal transduction; regulation of wound healing; negative regulation of peptidyl-tyrosine phosphorylation.
CCCGGCCCUGUGCCCGCAGCGCUGAAGGACGAGCGGUUCCAGCUGGUGGAGUUCAGCCGGCGGCGGCUGCGGUUGCGCCUGGCGCGGGCCCGGCUGGAGGACGAGGGUGGUUACUACUGCCAGCUGUACACCGAGGCCACCCACCACCAGAUCGCCACCCUCACCGUGCUGGUGCCCCCCGAGGACCCGGUGGUGGAGGCCGGCGCGGCGGCGGUGGAGGGCGCGGAGCUGGAGCUGAGCUGCGUGGUGCCAAGAGCCCGGCCCCCGGCAACGCUGCGCUGGUACCGGGACCGGAGGGAGCUGCCGGGUGAGAGCAGUGGCAUGGGGCUUGGGGUGUGGGGCUGGGGCGUGGAGCGCCGCGAUCACGGAGCCAUCGUCACCUGCGAGGCCUCGCACCCGGCCCUGGCGAGGGGGCAGCGCCGCCAGACCCAGUACAUGUUGGAUGUGCAGU